Pelobates cultripes (western spadefoot toad) is the source of this 34284-nucleotide messenger RNA. The record is from the annotation of a GenBank genome assembly. Lineage: Eukaryota; Metazoa; Chordata; Amphibia; Anura; Pelobatidae.
AUGGCGAACCACCCCCACCAAUCGCAAAUGGCCUACGAACCUGACCCUCUACGCAUCACAACCAUGAACUGCAGGGGCCUAAAUAUCCCGGAGCGCAGAUCGCACCUUCUCCGAGAGCUUACCUCUAAGCGCGUAUCGAUUGCUUUCCUACAGGAAACACACUUUAAGGAAGGACAUGCUCCGCCGUUGAAGAGCAAACACUACCCCACUGCGGCUCUCAGCAACCACCCGACUGCACGUAAGGCUGGUGUAGCAGUUCUCACCCAUGCUCAACUACAGUUCCAGGAAGUGGAGCGACUGGUUGACCCUAAUGGCAGAUACCUGUUCAUUAAGGGAGACAUACAAAACCGUAGGUACACCCUCGUGACGAUAUACGCACCAAACAACAACCAAUCACACUUCAUACGUAAAUCUCUCUCCAACCUCUCCUCAUUCACGGAGGGCACGUUAAUCGUUGGAGGAGAUAUUAAUGUUCCCCUCAUCCCUCUCAUAGAUUCAUCCACGGGACAUAGCAGCAUCACCCAAGGAGCCAUCCGAAGCAUUCAAAAAACACUAAAGAACCUUAGGCUGGUGGAUUGCUGGCGAGUGAUGCACCCGGCAGACAGGGAAUACACUCACUACUCGGUGAUACAUAAGCGAUACGCAAGGAUUGACUACAUCUUCCUUCAACAGGAACAUCUUGACGCUAUCCAAACAGCAGAAAUCGGAACAGCAAGCUGGUCGGAUCAUGGUCCUGUGACCCUGCAAAUGGACUCCCCUAGGGUACGCCCAACCACUAGGUCAUGGCGACUCCAGGACUCAUUACUCUUGGACCCAUCAGUGAAGGAAAAGGUUUCCGAGGAACUCACCUCCUAUUUCACACUGAAUGAGACAGAUGAUCUUCCCGCGACCACGAUAUGGGAAGCGCACAAAAGUGUGCUCAGAGGGACACUGAUGCGCCUAGCUUCUCAGAAGAAGAGAGAAUCUCGGAAACAUAUAACCGACCUGCUAACGCGCAUAACUACGCUUGAAAUGCAACACAAACGUUCACAACUCGAGGGGACGUAUAAAGAAUUAUUGGAAGCUCGAAGAUCUCUACAUACACACAUGACGAAACGACACUAUAGCUCCAUACAACGAUCGAAGGCCUUCUUUUACCAACACGCCAACAAAGGAGGGCGACUGCUGGCCAGAAUGCUUAGAGGCCCCCAAGGCAUGACCCAGGUACAUAAACUACGGACAUCAGAUGGCACGAUCACACAAUUCCCGGACAAAAUAGCAUCCGAGUUUCGCACAUUUUACGCCUCGUUAUACAACAUCCCGGGACCCACACUACCGGAGGAGGUAACACUCAGACGGGAUAGAAUAAGGAGUUAUAUUGAAUCACACAUGAAGACGAGGUUGCAGCAAGGGGCAUCGGAGUCCCUGGAUAUACCGAUUACGGAGGCAGAAGUUGCAGGGGCACUCAAGACCGCCAAAACCGGACGGGCCCCAGGCCCUGAUGGCUUUACCUUGGACUACUAUAAAAAGUUCCGAACCCUACUGCUCCCGAGACUCACCAACUCAUUUAACGCUUUGAUAGACGGCGCCCGACUCGGACCCGAAUCAUUAGCGGCAACUAUAACGGUUCUCCCGAAACCUGGGAAGGAUCCCGAACUCUGCAGUAGCUAUAGACCGAUAUCACUGCUAAAUGUGGACGUGAAACUCCUCACUAAAAUACUAUCCACCAGAAGAGGGAAAAUGCUUCCGAGAUUGGUCCACCCAGACCAGACGGGGUUCAUCCCAGGGAGAGAAGCCAGGGACAGCACUCUUAGAGUGCAGGCCAUCCAUCACCUGGCAAAGAAAUCAACAGAUAAGCUCCUUCUAUUGUCAACGGAUGCGGAAAAAGCAUUUGACCGGGUUGACUGGACAUUCCUUAUGACCACGCUACGGGAAAUGGGCUUCGGAGAAAACAAUUUCUAAUUGUAGUGAACUGAAAACGUAAUUGCAAAAUCAAAGUUAAAAAUGCCAAAUCUCUGAAAACAAGAAUGAUCAAAACUCUGCAAUUUAUCCCAAAUUUUGCUAUAUAGUUCUAUAGUCACACAAUUCACUGCUAAGUGAGUAUACCCUUGCGAUAAACUUACAGUCAGGGGUGGUGUUAAAAUGGGCAAAAAGGGACAUUUACCCCUAUGACUUCUAUCUGGGGGUCUAACUAUAACCAUGCUAAAGUCUAAGCAUUCUAAGAAGAGCUUCUAAAGGAUCUUAUGUGGACGAAAAAAAGAAUUAUAUUGCUCUGACUAUAUCAGUGCCAGCUUGUUAAUUCACUGUAAAAAUACACAUUCAGGGGAGGAGGUCCCUUGCGACUGUGUAGCCUUGGAGCCCCACCUGUUCCUGACCCGCUUCUGCCAACUGCACAUCUGUUCUAAACAUGAGAAAGACAUGAACUAGAAAAGUUCAGGAUGGGUGGGCCAAGAUGGUUUCUUAUCUAAAAUGUAGGAUAUCCAUCUCUUUUAUCUCCUUCUCCCAUCAUGAUUCCCCUAUUUGUCACUCAAUCUCUUCAUUCCAUCACCUUCACUUAACAAUCACCUUCUGCUUUUCUAGGUCAUCUCCGGUACUCCAUAUAAUACUUGUGCUUAGCCCUUUUUUGUUACUGAAUCUCGUUUUGUAAAAAAAAAGGCUGCACUAUCAGAGAUAUUUGCACCUCUGUGCUGAAGGCUAGUUACAUCCCCAGCACACAUGAUUUUGGCAGUCUGGAAUGCCAUAUAUCAAUUCUGUGCAUCAACUAUUUCUGUCAUCAGAGCAUCUGUCAGGGGAAGCUCGCACACCCCUCCAUGCAGUCCAAGCGCUCCCCUUAAAGCUUUUUUUUUUUUUUUUUACAUUUUAAAAAGCCCUUUCUAUCUCCCAUCUCCCUCCACUGACUGAGGGCACAGGCAUACACGCUGAGCUGGUGAAAGCGGUCCAAUCAAAGGCUUUUCAACGAAAAGCCUUUGAUUGGACGCCACUGGACGGGGCAUGGAGAUCAACGUCAUGAGCUUUGCAUGGCGCUAGAUUUCAGUUCUGUUUCUAAAGUUUUCUUACAAGUAAUAAGGAAUGGUAAUUGGUAAUGCCCAAUGGAGCAUUGUAAAGCAAAACAAUUGUAGUGCCAAAAAGGGCCAAUGUAACCCUUUAACGGACAACUGGCACCUCAAAACUAUUUGUUAAAUAAUAAUCCUUUCACCAAAUUUUGAAAGGAAGUAGAUUUCUUUUUAAAUUAUAUAUAUGCAAGAAAAAAACCCAGAAAAAAAAAAAAACAAACAAAAAAAAUUCAUCCCUACAUCUAUUAUAUGACACGAUCCUCCAGCCACAUAAAUGCACCAAACUGGAAUGAUCCUCUUAGCCAGCUAUGCUUUUAGUUUGCAUGCUUUAACUUUGAACGUGAAAUACACCUUGAAUUCACCUAGAAUUUUCACUUCAGUGAAUAACACUGUUAGUCUCGAUCGUUUUCUUUGCUUUGCUCCCUGCACGGAAGCAGGAAAGACAACAGAGACUAACUGUUGGUUAUCAUUUACUGAAGGUAAGGAUAGGUUUUUCUCAUUUUUAUUUACAUGUACUUCAUUUUAAAAGCAAAUGUAUUUCCUUCCAAAACUUGAUGAAAUGAUAUCAAAAAUUGUUUUGAGGUGACAGCUGUCCUUUAAUUUAUAUUUAAAUGUAUAAAGGAUAUAGAUAAAAAUGAGGGAAGGAAUAACCAUGGUUGUGGAGGAACCAUGAAAGGGAGGACAUGGUGGAAGGUCUAGUCUCUGGGUAUGAGUCAAAGUUAACCUUUCACCCUAUACAGAACACUCACAAUGUGUCUUUCCACUAUCAUACAUAUGCCAUUUAGAACAUAUCUGUAUGGCUCUUUUAAUGACUCAAUUUUUCUCUUGCAGGUUGAAUGCUCCCUUGGGAGCACACUAAUUUCUAAGAUGAAACCCCACUGGGGGUACCUGUGUCUCUGGCCAUUAAUGUGUUGGGUGGUCAGUGGGGACAGCACAAUCACACCGCGCCUGAAACUGUCUUAUCAAGGUGAGUGACCUGUAAGAUGAUAAAAUCAAUAUCAAAUGAGUCAGUGAUUGUUUUUGGCAAAGAUGAGAGAAGUUUCAGAGCUGCUAUAGAGAGACAACAAAUGGAAUGUAUCCAGUAAACAGUGAACCAGUAAGCAGUAAACUUCAAGAUUCCUGGUUUAGUGGAUACAUCAAAAAUAGUUACUAUAUUAUCAUUAUUAUUAUUAUUAUUAUUAUUAUUAUUUAUAAAGCAACAACAGAUUCUGCACCGUUAUACAAUGGGUGGACCAGCAGAUACGUAUUUGUAACCAGACGAGUUGGACCAGGGCUGUCUUUAACACGGAUCAAAAGGGGCAGCUGCCCCGGCCCAGUCAGUUUUCGGGGGCCCAAAGCAGCUGCCCCUUUAGCCCUCCGUCCGCCGUGAGGCAGCGGCCGGCGUGGAACUACCACCGCGGGCCGCGCAAUUUGGAGGCUCAUCGGGUGGCCAAUGCUCUAAGGGCCACCUGAUGGCGAUGGAUUUUUAGGGGCCCGGCCGCUCUGAGAGCGCGACCGGGACCCCUGUGAUGAUAUCAGGAUGCUGGGAGGAAGUGACAGCCGGUCACUUCCUCCCAGCAUUCCCCGAGCGCCGUGCAGUAGGAGGAGAAGAAAAAGAGGGAGUCAGAGUGGGGGCUCUGAGUUCUAUCAGCCUGAGCCAGACUCCUGCACUCCAAAGGUAGUAAACACAUAAAAAAUGUAUGUGUGUUUGUAUGUAUGUAUUUAUGUGUCUGUUUGAACGUAUGUAUCUGUUUGUAUGUAUGUGUGUGUCUGUAUGUAUGUGUUUCUAUAUCUGCAUGUGUCUCUGUGACCCUGUGUAUCAGUAUGUGUUUCUGUGUUUCUUUGUAUAUAUGUGUAUGUGUAUAUUUUUGUAUUUGUAUCUGUGUUUAUGUUUGUUAUGUGUGUCUGCAUGUCUUUGUAUCUGCAUGUGUGCCAGUGUAUCUGCACGUGUUUGUAUAUGUGUGAGUGUCCAUCUAUGUAUUUGAAUGUGCAUCAUUCUGUGUAUCUGUAUAUGUGUCAAUGUCUGUAUCUGUGUAUCUACAUGUGGGUCCGUGUAUGUAUCUGUAUCUUAUUGUGUGUAUCUGCAUGUAUGUCAGUGUGUUAGUGUUUCUGUUGAUCUGCAUGUUUGUCAGUGAGUGUAUCUGUGUAUCUGUAUGCACAUGUGUGUCUGUGUAUCUCUCUAUGUAUGUCUGUACCUGUUUAUGUGUGCAUUUCUAUGUAUGUCAGUGUUUGCAUUUUGUCUCAGUAAGAAAUGAGAGGGCUAAGUGUGUGUUUUUUUAUUUUUUGUGUGGACAUUGAUGGCGUGAUUGCAUGCUAGGAAGGGGAAGGGCUAGGUCAAGGGGCCCCAAUCAAAUACCUGCCCAGGGUCCAAUCAGUAUUAAAGACGGCCCUGAGUUGGACACACAGAAACAAUCCAGAAUAAUUCAUAUGCUUGCAUAGAUUCCUCAAUACAAUAUUGGGGUUAAUUGUCCCAAGCAAUAACAUUCCAUACACUCCACUAGGUUUCACACACUUGACUCUUUAACCCUGUGGGACCCCUAUGCAAAUUGUUGGGAGAGCAUUAAAGGGACACUAUAGUCAGUAAAACAACUUUAGCUUAAUAAAACAGUUUUGGUGUAUAGAUCAUGCCCCUGCGGUCUCAAUGCUCAAUUAUCUACCAUUUAGGAGUUAAAUCACUUUGUUUAUUAACCCUAGUCACACCUCCCUGCAUGUGACUAGCACCGCCUUCCUAAGCACUUCCUGUAAAGAGUCAUCUAAUGUUUAUCCUUCCUUUAUAGCAAGUUCUAUUUAAUUUAGAUUUUCUUAUCCCCUGCCAUAUUAAUAGCUUGCUAGACCCUGCAAGAGUCUCCUGUAUGUGAUUAAAGUUCAAUUUACAGAGCAAGAGAUAAAAUUGUUUAAGGUAAAUUACAUCUGAUUGAAAGUGAAACCAGUGUCAAUCAGAGCCAGGGAAGGUGUGACAAGGGCUGCAUAAACAGAAACAAAGUGAUUUAACUCCUAAAUGGCAGUGAAUUGAGCAGUGAAACCUGAGAGGCAUGAUCUAUACACUAAAACUGCUUCAUUAAGCUAAAGUUGUUUAGGUGACUAUAGUGUUCCUUUAAAGAGAAUGCUUGCUUUAUUUACUGACUGAUGACUGCUGCUUGUGAUUGGGUGAUUAUGGUAAUCAGAUGUUUGUUAACUAUAUUGGCUUUGAAGCUCAACCAUCCUAAAAGUUUGGUCACCAAGGUUGGGCUUCAUCUUGCUGAACUGAUGCAGGAGAUAAUCAUCUCCCCAUUUAUUCCUGUGUGAUAGUAGCGAGAUAAAGUUGUUUAUGCUUAGCUGAUGUAAAGAGUGAGUGACAAGCUCGCUCUUAACAUACAGUAUUGUUUUAAUCUCAUACAGAGAAGUUCAGCUAUUUAUUUAUAAGCUAUAUAAAAAAUUUAUUUCCAAUACAAUGCAAAUCUUAUUUGCACAAGAUGAAUGCAUAAACACAUUUUGAGUUUGGCCAAAGUCUGCUUAUUGCACUCCAGUAAAAUGAUUUAGCUUAGAUGUCUCUACUUACUCACCAGGUUUUGUUUUUGUUUUUUUCUCAAUUUACCUUUUUCCCCUUCUCAUUCAUUUCUAUUUUUCCACCUGUCCUUUCACACUAACUCCCUUUUCCCCAUUUUAUCCCUCCCCCAUAGAUCUGGUAACACGCGAUGGACUUGUGACUUUCACAGUAGAGCGUUCUUGCUGUUUUGAUGCACUCUUACUGGAUGAGGAACGCAGUCGUCUUUUUGUUGGGGGGAAAAAUUAUCUAUUGUCUCUAAGCCUUGACAACAUCUCCAAAAAUAAUUUGACAGUAAGUUUGCAUUUUAGGUGGUAACCUUUCCACUUUAGUGCCUUUUGUCUACAAUUAAAAGGGUUAGUCAAAACACUAUAACCACUUUGCAUUCCUAAGAGUGGCUUAUAGUGCCAUCAAUUUGUAAAAUCACUGCUGCUAUAAGAUGGCCCACUAUGGCUAUAUGGCUAUAUUAUGGGAUAAGAAGAGCCCCUAUAGAUCAGACUGAGAUGCUCAUGAUUGGAGUGUCAUAAAAUGGUUUGGGCAGGGGUCGGCCUGCAAUUGCAGAUGGGCUCAAAGGGCAUUCUGUGGAUGGUCCAAGGUAUGUACGUUUUCUAUAUUUUUAUUUUAUUUUUAAUGCAUUAUAUAUAAAAUAUAAUGAAAAAAUUGACCUAGACAGUCCCUUUGACAAAUGUACAUGUUCUAUUUUCAGAUUCAUUGGCCUGCACUCGUGGAUUGGAGGGAAGAGUGUAACUGGGCUGGAAAAGACAUAAAUGUGAGUAUAUGCAAACUCCAAAAAUAUUGUAUUGUAGGGGGGAAAUUGUCUUAUUAAUUUGCUAAGUGGGAACAAGUCUUCAGUAUUCUGUAUAUGAAUAUAGGUAUAUGAAACAAUCUCACAUUCCUCCUUGAUAGUGAAGAAAUCCCCUUUUAUUACACUAAAGCACCCACCAGCAACAUUUCUACCACCAGUUUAGGAAACUCUGUGAAGUUCCACUUUAUGAAAUUCUAAGAAUUCUGUUGCAAAUUACACAGCCUAACUUGAAAGUGAUCUGACUCAAUAAUCCGGCUUCUGAUUUUACAUUAUUGUAUCUCUAAUCGCAUACCAUUACUAAGUAAUGCUGUGACAUAUAUGGAGACCCAGCCCUAUCCUGUUGCAAGCAUCCUGAUCCCCUGUAAAAAAUGUAGUUUGAAUGCUCACAAGGUCACCUAAGGUGACAUACCCCCUGAUGAUGCUUUAUUGUGCUUAUGUUCACACCCCAGGUUCCCAGCAUGCAUUGUUGGUAUAGGGCCUGUUUGCUUUCUGAGCUGUUAGCGCAUGACACAUAUUCUUCAAGGGGCAAAGGCUGUUGCCAUCCAGGUAGCGUUCAAAUAAAGGUGUGUGUGGCAUGGAAAGUAGAAGACGGAAAUUGACAGAAGAACAUAAAAUAGCCAAUAAUUGCAGGCAGAGAGAAUGUUUACUUAUCCUUAUCCUUCCCCUUCUAAGCAAAAGCCUAAAACCAUGUAAUUAUGGUACACAUAUCUGAUAGAGAGGCUGCACUGUGAGCUAGAUAAAAGGUGCUGCAGUACUUGGGUAGAAGAGUACUGAAUGCAGUUCACAGUGCUAGUGACGAUGGGGUUCUAUGUGCCAGCAGAGAUUAGCAUUUGUCAUUGAUUUAAUGCACUCUUUGGAGUAUGAGUAAUCUUUGGACAGCAAUCCAGGUAUGGGUAGGCAGAAUCAGUAUUUUAUUCCAUAUGAGUAAUCAGGGGAAGGUGCUUUGUACAAACAUAUUUCUCUACUGGGUAAGAAUCAAUUUGCCCAACUUAUUUUAACACUCCCUAUGUGUAAAAUACCACCAUCGUGAUUUAAUAGGUUUCCUGCAUAAUACAGGGCCUGGAAGGAUAUUCUAUAUAUUCACUACACUUUCUGUAACAGGUAUUUGCUACCCAUACUCUAAAUUUCCAUUUCUAACUAAACAUAGGGAUUUAGAGUACACAGUACACAUUAUAUUGUUUUUCAGGUAUUUUUAUAAAACAUUUAUUAUAAUAUUUAAACUUAAAACCAUGAGACCGUACUCUCUGCAGAAUGUGUUACAGGACAGUACUACCAGCAGGUUACAGAACAGUUAUAGCAGAUAUUUGUAAUCCCUGCAGUAUCAGUUUUCAAAUAACAUUUCCUUCAGUGUUUACAUUUAAGGUUGCCUACCCCAACUCUAAACUAUAAAUUAAGUAGCAGAGUAAUCUUGCAGUUUAUGGGGAGCAGCAGAGAACACCUAAUCUGCAGUGUGAUUUAGCAGAACCCAGUGCAAUGUGCUGAUGUAUGCGAGAGUACGUAUUUACUGUGUGAUUUAGCAGGGGUUACAUUCCCUGCAGGCGGGUAGCAGUCUGUUAGCAGAGAUUUGCAUUGUUAUCAGUCAGAGCUAAGCGUUCAGGGUCAAGUGUGGGGGUGUUGUGAUUUUGUGAAUUCUAGCCUGGGGGUGUGCCUGCCCCAUCCACCCCUUCUCAUUUUGAGCCUUGUAAUCAGAAGGUCUCUCCGUCCCUCUUGCAGCUAUGCCAGAUAUCAGGAGUUCUCUGUGUACUUGAGCAAAAGAGAUGGGGGAGGGAGGAAGAACAGAGUUUGACGAGGGGCAAACAGAAGGGAGGGUGAGGAAUUAUAAUAAGACUAAAUAGUGCUCAAUAUCUGACAUUACAAUCCCUUAUUUCAUCUCUCGUUACAGACUGACUGUAUGAACUAUGUCAAAAUUCUGCAGCCAUAUAAUCGCACCCACCUGUACACCUGUGGCACAGGAGCUUUCCACCCAAUAUGUGGAUUCCUUCACGUGGGACAGCGCUCAGAUGUAAGUGGAACAGAAUAUGGGAGGAGGGUACACUAAAGGCUUAAGGACUAAUUCACUAAUCAGUGAAUGGUGGUCUAUUAAAAAGUUAGUAGCGAAAUUUAGUGCAAAAUAUUUUUCUGGAAAAAAAAUAUAUCUUCAAAUCCUCUACAGUUACAGCUUGACAAUUCUAGCCUAGAUUUAGCAAUUUGGUUUUCAGUUCACUUGAAUGCAGUUUAAAGGAUCACUCCAAACACCAUAUCCACUACAGAGCGCUCUAGUGGUGAUGAUGGAAGAAGUGCCUUAGCACCCCUAACCCAAUUUAAGUGGUCAAACCGUUUGCCAAAGUUUUUUCUUAUCUGGGCCUCAGAAAAGAAAAGCAGUCAGCAUCUCCCAGUGGACCACAGGUAAGAAGACAUACCAUUAGCAAAACAGGUUGACUACAUAUGUUGGGGGAUGUGCUAGGGCACACCUGGCACCAUCACUACUAAAGAAAGCUGUAGUAAUUAUCAUCACCCCUUCCCACCAAAAAAUUGACAUUUAAUAAAGAUUAUAUCUUAAUAAAAUGCUCAUAAAGACUGUGCUGGAAUUCUACUGAUAUUCCAACCCAGUCAAAAGAUAGAAGACAAAGUGGGGGCUACCUGUGCUUGACAAAAGGCAGAGCUACCUUCUGUCAAGCCUUGUCGAACCCUCAGCCGUCACUAGUCAUGCUGAGAGGAAAAAAACUCUUUCUAUGGAGGAUUCCAUGGGCUCGUCUGAUCUUCUAUAGAUGUCAGAGUUGUACUCUCGCACAGAGCAGACGUCAUUUCCUGGUAGAUGAAGUUCCAGGAUCUGAAGAGGACCUUGUGGAACAAGAUAACGGUGCCCACGAGGGACAAGAUCAAGUAAGUAAAAACUUAAUUCCUUGGCACCCUGCAGCCACCAUUGGGGGUUAAAGAGCCACGUUAGAAAAUAAACCACCAAUUGUGGGGACCUUUACCGUGCGGGUUGGUGGGAUUAAUGAAUGAGAUAAUGGCAAAAGGGCAAAUUGUUCACUAAUCUAAUAUGGAUACCAUGUGAUUUGCAGGACUCAAUAUUUAAAUUAGAUACCAGACGAAUAGAAGAUGGGAAGGGACGCUGCCCUUACGACCCUAAACACGCAGCAGCUUCAGUGCUUGUGGGUAAGAAUAAACAUUCCAACCUUUGUGCUUUUAUGUGUUUUCAUAUUCCUUACAUAUAGGGUUGUCAGAUGCACCAUGUUGCCCCUGACAUAUAUUACUUUUUAUAUGCAGCAAAUGAAAAGUGCUUCCCUUCAGUGUGCAGACGUCAUGCAGAAGGGAAAAAAUUCAAAGUGGUUCCUUUGAGAUUUAUUAGAGGGUUUCUCCAACCAUUUUAGUUUUUAAUAGAAUAAUCCCAUAUUGGCACUGCCCACAAAAAAAAACAAAAAACCUUAAAGAGCAUUUUAAAUUAAGUUAUCACUUACCUUAAUCCUGCUCGGUGCAACUCUGUCUGACAUCACAAGAGCCACGUCUAAAUCCAAUCAAAGGUUUCCUUGAGCCAACAAGGGGAAGGAGGGAAAGGAGAAAGGGGGGUGGGCAGUGAAUAAAAAAUGGCGGGACAGAGUUCCAAGUGUGCUGUGGGUGCAACUGGCCCCUGGCACACAUUUGCUCAUACCUAUAGAUGUGCAGUGUUUCAAGCUGAAACACUGCACAUGCAGACUCAUACCAUCAUGAACACUUCAAAAAGCAGAAGUGGUCAUGGUGGUUAGAGUAAAACUUUAAAAAGAUUGCACAAACUAAAAUAGGUACAGGAUAUGACAACCCUAAUUAUAAUGCUCUGAUACGCAGCCCUUCAGUCUUUCGCUGCUCUUUUUGUACAUGGACUGCAUUGGGCAACCGCUGGAAACAUAUGCACCCCAUCCCAUUAAACAUUUAGUGCUCUUGUUUUACUUCUUUCUUUUAUCUCAGGGGAGGAGCUAUACUCAGGCGUUGCUACUGACCUCAUGGGCCGGGAUUUUACCAUUUUCCGAAGCCUGGGAAGACGACCCUCCCUGCGUACAGAGCAGCAUGACUCUCGCUGGCUGAAUGGUUAGUAUUAACCUUGGUCCCACUCCUUCCAGUACACAGCUGCCACCUAGUGAAGAAUUAAGGAACACUUUAAAAAAAUAAAUAAAAAAAAACCAUUUUAUUUUAUAUUAUAGUAUAUAAUAGUGUUGUAUAGUACAUUUUUUUAUGACGGGUUCAUGUAUGGUUUACACAGUUUUCUAUAGUUUUAGCAAAUUACCAGCAGUUUUAUAGCCUUGAAAAGAACCAGAAGUUUGCAAUUUGGUUUUCAAUCCACCUCAAAGCAAUAUCCGCAAAAUUCAUUAAUUGUCAAAAUAAUCGCUUAAAUGGUUUCAUCAUAUGCAGAACUUAUUGUUAGGCUGAAUGGAGUGACAACUACCAGAUCUUUAACAGUAUAGUAAUCAGAUACAGGGAGUGCAGAAUUAUUAGGCAAGUUGUAUUUUUGAGGAUUAAUUUUAUUAUUGAACAACAACCAUGUUCUCAAUGAACCCAAAAAACUCAUUAAUAUCAAAGCUGAAUAUUUUUGGAAGUAGUUUUUAGUUUGUUUUUAGUUAUAGCUAUGUUAGGGGGAUAUCUGUGUGUGCAGGUGACUAUUACUGUGCAUAAUUAUUAGGCAACUUAACAAAAAACAAAUAUAUACCCAUUUCAAUUAUUUAUUAUUACCAGUGAAACCAAUAUAACAUCUCAAUAUUCACAAAUAUACAUUUCUGACAUUCAAAAACAAAACAAAAACAAAUCAGUGACCAAUAUAGCCACCUUUCUUUGCAAGGACACUCAAAAGCCUGCCAUCCAUGGAUUCUGUCAGUGUUUUGAUCUGUUCACCAUCAACAUUGCGUGCAGCAGCAACCACAGCCUCCCAGACACUGUUCAGAGAGGUGUACUGUUUUCCCUCCUUGUAAAUCUCACAUUUGAUGAUGGACCACAGGUUCUCAAUGGGGUUCAGAUCAGGUGAACAAGGAGGCCAUGUCAUUAGAUUUUCUUCUUUUAUACCCUUUCUUGCCAGCCACGCUGUGGAGUACUUGGACGCGUGUGAUGGAGCUUUGUCCUGCAUGAAAAUCAUGUUUUUCUUGAAGGAUGCAGACUUCUUCCUGUACCACUGCUUGAAGAAGGUGUCUUCCAGGAACUGGCAGUAGGACUGGGAGUUGAGCUUGACUCCAUCCUCAACCCGAAAAGGCCCCACAAGCUCAUCUUUGAUGAUACCAGCCCAAACCAGUACUCCACCUCCACCUUGCUGGCGUCUGAGUCGGACUGGAGCUCUCUGCCCUUUACCAAUCCAGCCACGGGCCCAUCCAUCUGGCCCAUCAAGACUCACUCUCAUUUCAUCAGUCCAUAAAACCUUAGAAAAAUCAGUCUUGAGAUAUUUCUUGGCCCAGUCUUGACGUUUCAGCUUGUGUGUCUUGUUCAGUGGUGGUCGUCUUUCAGCCUUUCUUACCUUGGCCAUGUCUCUGAGCUUGUUGGGCACUCCAGUGAUGUUGCAGCUCUGAAAUAUGGCCAAACUGGUGGCAAGUGGCAUCGUGGCAGCUGCACGCUUGACUUUUCUCAGUUCAUGGGCAGUUAUUUUGCGCCUUGGUUUUUCCACACGCUUCUUGCGACCCUGUUGACUAUUUUGAAUGAAACGCUUGAUUGUUCGAUGAUCACGCUUCAGAAGCUUUGCAAUUUUAAGAGUGCUGCAUCCCUCUGCAAGAUAUCUCACUAUUUUUGACUUUUCUGAGCCUGUCAAGUCCUUCUUUUGACCCAUUUUGCCAAAUGAAAGGAAGUUGCCUAAUAAUUAAAUAUAGGGUGUUGAUGUCAUUAGACCACACCCCUUCUCAUUACAGAGAUGCACAUCACCUAAUAUGCUUAAUUGGUAGUAGGCUUUCGAGCCCAUACAGCUUGGAGUAAGACAACAUGCAUAAAGAGGAUGAUGUGGUCAAAAUACUCAUUUGCCUAAUAAUUCUGCACUCCCUGUAAUAAGAGCAGAAUAAUUUAUCCGACUUGUACAUUGUUUGAAAGGAUACCAGGGAUAAUUUCAAUUGUACAGGAUGCUGAAAAGAACGUUUGGGGCAUUUUAAUCAGUGCAAUAAAGAGGCUAAUAGCAUAUACAAGGUUUUUCACUAAAGAAAACUAUUAGGAAUUCCAAAUUAAAAAUUUAAGGCCAAAUUAGUUAAACUGGAACAAAUACCCUGGCAACUAUGCUUCCUCAGUUCAGCAACUUUGGCCAUUAGAGUUGAAAUUCCCAGCAAUUCUUAGUUUAGUGAAUUACCCUGUUAGUAUUCAGGGAGAUAGGCUAUGUCUUAUAGAAAAAGUAGGGUGAAUAUUGGGUAGAUGUGGGGUAAAAUCAUGUGGUUUUAUAAACGGAUAGCAAUAGGAAGGUUGCAAACAAAAUUGUAUUGUCAGAGAAGAGUGAUAGAGUGAGAUGGAUAGAACCUGUUCAUUGAUUGUUCGUUACAAGGUACACUGCUUUUUUGUAUCAACAGAGCCUAAAUUUGUGAAAGUUUUCUGGAUACCCGAGAGUGAAAAUCCUGAUGAUGAUAAAAUCUACUUCUUCUUUCGGGAGACACCAGUAGAGGGUCUUGGAGGAAUAAAGCAGUCAUAUGCCCGAAUUGGGCAAAUAUGCAGGGUAACUACAUAUACAGCACCAAGAGUCUAUUGAUCCUAUGCUCACUUUCUCUUGUCUCAAAAGCAUACUGUAAGCAUCAUAAAGAAUAUAGCUCACUUUCCUAGUUUUGUGUCAAAUAAUUUUUUUUAGCAGUUUGACAAAAAAAACAAAAAAAACAGGGCUCUCCAGCACCUUUUCCCUAGAUCCUCUCUUGCAGUUCAGCGAAUAUGUCAUUAUGGGUUAGAAUAAGCCAGAACAACUUUAGAUGGCAAUGUUAGGCUGGGAGUACUGAGCUAACCCAAGCGCAUUACUCCCAGCCUAUCAUUGCCAUUUAAAGCUCUCUUAGCCUAUCAAUGUCGUCAAAUGCUUGUGGACAAGUUCUAAGUUAGCCAAGUCUCAGGCACAGUGGACUAGUCUACAAGUGUUAGGAGAGCUCCAGGCUUUAUCAAACUUUCCAGAAUGAUAUUGCACAAAUUAAGGAUUGGCACUCAUCACCUAUAUACACCAUACCUACUACAAUAGUAGUGUUUAUGGUGCUUUGAGUACCUUUUAACUGUUAAUGCUUUUCCACCCUAACAUUCACAAAACAAAACCCUUUUGACUUCCCUAGAAUGACAUGGGCGGUCAGCGGAGCUUGGUGAACAAGUGGACAACAUUUUUGAAGGCACGACUUGUAUGCAGUGUGCCAGGGAAUGAAGCAGGAGGCGACACAUAUUUUGAUGAGCUGAGUAAGUAUGUUUUGCCCUGUUUUAUGAGAUCCUUCAUUACCAACAUAAGCAACAAGGAAGCUAAGAUAGUUUAUUGCAAAUUGUUAAAGCUGUAAAAAAAAAAAAAUGGGUGAAAGAAAUAAGAGUUAAAUGAACAUAUAACAAGCUAAGGAUGGGAGAGAGGUAACUGUAAGUAAAAACUAAAAACAAGCCUGUGUGUUAUAUAAAUACCCAUAUAUUAUGGCUAUUGUAUAAAAAAAAAUAUGCCGGCUCAAUGAGAAGAAGAACUUAAAGGACCACUAUAGUGCCAGGAAAACAAACUCGUUUUUCUGGCACUAUAGGGUCUUUAAGUUCACCCCACCCUCAUGGUCCAACUCCCGCUGGGCUGAAGGGGUUAAAACACUUACCUUUCUCCAGUGCCGGGCUCCCUCGGCGCUGGGGAACUCUCCUCCUCCAGCUGACGUCAGCGCCAAAUGCUCGCACAUUCAAACCGCCCAUAGGAAAGCAUUUGCUUUCCUAUGGACGUCCAGCAUCUUUUCACUGUGCUUUUCAGUGAGAAGUGCAGAAGCGCCUCUAGUGGUUGUCAGUGACUACUGCUAUGUUUACAACAGGCAGGGUUAACACUAGAGGGACCUGGCACCCAGACCACUUCAUUGAGCUGAAGUGGUCUGGGUGCCUAUAGUGGUCCUUUAAAUGUUUCAUAAUUUUAUUAAGUCAUGGAAAUUUAUGAUAGGAUUUCACAUCUAGGCUACAGCUUUGCAAGAGGUGUGAGUGCAUACAUAGCUCACAUCUCAAAUAUCCAUAUAGAAACUUCAGGUAAAUAUAUAUUUUGACCUAUCCGUUUCCUAUUUUACUGAAGAGAUUAAAUCAGGAGUGUGAGAAAACUCCACACUGGUUUAUGCAAAUGUACUGUUGCGCAUCAUCCACAGAUCUUAAGUAAGACCUGGGAAAAGUUUGCUUUGGGCCUAGUAAUUAAAAAAACAUUAUGUUUCUGCAAUUCUCACAGAACUCCAAGUUCAAUACACAAAUGAGCAUAAGAAGGGAUUGUGUUUGGAGUGCACCCUGUUCAUUCUGCCAGUUACCCCAUUCAUUUCUGAAGUCACCCCUAACAAUGGAGCACUGGAAACUGUAUAUGGUUGAUUUAUGGUCAUUAGUCUUUUUGGAUCACAACCCAUGCUUUGGUUCAAAAAGCUAUGGGUGAUUUACAUGAAACAUAAAUUUGCCAUAAAUCUAUAGAGAACAAUACUACAAUAAAGUGUAUUAAUGCCUACUGUCUUCCUCUAUACAGAGGAUGUAUUUUUGUUGCAGACUAGGGACAGGAGGAAUCCACUCAUAUAUGCGCUGUUCUCCACAUCCAGGUGAGAAGAUUUUUCUGUGAAUGCAUGCCUUUAAUUGAGAUUCCAAUUAGCUGUAAGCAAGGCCACCAUCAGAAUUUGAAAGCCUAUACUGUGUGUCAGGGGCCUGAUCGAGCCCAGGGCUCCUCUUGGGAAUUCUUUUAUGCUAUGUAGUCUGGCUGGAGAGAUAGAAGUAUCCUUUCCAAACAAGACGAAGUUUAAAAGCCACGACAGACUAAAUCCCUGACUGGAACAACGUGGCCUCAUGUAGCAUCACUGGGACCAGGAGAAAGUGAUUACAGAUCACUUCCUCCUGACACACACACACAGUAUCGUGGAGACGAGAAUGGUACUAGUGAUCUGCAGCUGCCUGCUUCCACCUGAUCCCAGGGCAGCCAACCUUCUGCACACCAAGUAUGGAAACAAGAGGGUAGCUAAAAUAUGCCACAACUGUUGUGUGUGUUUGUAUGUGCAUCUUUGUAAGUGUGGCAAUGUAUGUCUGAGAAUAAGUGUGUGUCUUGAUGUGCAUCUGUGAGUGUGUAUCAGUAUGUCAGAGGUUUUAUGUUGGAAACUUAUUCUGGAGGCACCUACAAAAUGGUUUUGUAAGGGACAAUUUCUGAUGGCAGAGCUGAAUGUAAAGCACAUUUUGUCUGCAAAACAAGAGAUGAGCACUGUAUCUGUAUUACAGGAAUAAGUAGAGUCGGUAUAUCAGAGUAGGAUGUUCACAAUGCAUGGUAUAAACAGGAUGGUUUAUGAGCAGUGCAUUUGUGUGACAGGAACAGGGUGUAAGAUCUGUGUGAUGCAGCAAGGUAAACGUCUAAAUAAUAGCAGCAGGGAGCAAUGUCUGUAUUAUUGGAGCUGGGCAAAAUGUCUGUGUGAUGGGAGCAGGGAGUAAUGUCUAAUUGAUAAGAGAAUAGAGUAAUGUCUUUAUGAUCUGAGCAAGGAGUAACAUCUUCCUGAUAAGAGAAGGGUGUAAUGUCUCUAUUUUAGGUGACGGGCAAAGAGUUUGUGUGUUAGGUGAAGGGCGUAUUGUCUGCGUGAUAUGAGCAUAUUGAUGUGUCUAUGACUGGUGAAGUAAGCUAUUCUCUCUCUGUGUUAGGAAGAAGUAGUUGGUUUUCUUUAUGCAUGUUUUGCACAUGUCCUUGCUCAAAACUGGAGAAUUGAGGGGAGCGGGGGGGGGGGAGGAGGAGGAAUUAUGUUAUGUCUGAAAAAAGGAGAAUUUAUAUCAAGUUCUUUUCCCAUAAGAUACAGUAAAUUUAACACAUUUCUAUUUAUAAUUUGUAUUAAUAGUUUAUAAUCAUUAAGAUAAAAGGCAUCAAAUAAAACUUUUUUUUUUUUUUUUAAAUAGCAGAAUGUUGGAAUGGAAAUAAUGCUUUCCUGCUCUCGUUUUAGUAUCUAAUAUUUGGUUAUUACUGGACAGACCAUUGUUGAUAACUCAUUUAAUAUUGACAGAUAUUUAGGAACGUUAAACAUUGAACAUGAAAAGCCUCCAUACAUUGUGACAAGUAUUAGGCCAGAUACUAUCAAGGUUAUUCACUUAACUGGGAAAUGACACAAGAAUUGUAAAUGUAAAAUAAACACUAUAGUUACCUAAACAACUUUAGCUUAAUGAAGCAGUUUUAGUGUAUAGAUCAUGCCUCUCAGGUUUUUCUCUCUUUGUUUCUAUUUAUGCAGCCCUUGUCACACCUCCCCUGGCUCUGACUGACACAGCCUGCAUGAAAAGAAAACUGGUUUCACUUUCAAUCAGAUGUAAUUUAACUUAAAGGACCACUAUAGGCACCCAGACCACUUCAGCUUAAUGAAGUGGUCUGGGUGCCUCAUCCAGCUAGGGUUAACCCUUUUUUUUUUAUAAACAUAGCAGUUUCAGAGAAACUGCUAUGUUUACACUGAGGGUUAAUCCAGCCUCUAGUGGCUGUCUCAUUGACAGCCGCUAGAGGCGCUUGUGUGCUUCUCACUGUGAAAAUAACAGUGAGAAGACACCAGCGUCCAUGGGAAAGCAUUGUAAAUGCUUUCCUAUGAACUGGCUGAAUGCGCGUGCGGCUCCUGCCGCGCAUGCUCAUUCAGCCGAUGAUGUCGCUAGGGAGGAGGAGGAAAGCUCCCUGCCCAGCACUGGAGAAAGGUAAGAUUUUAACCCAUUCCUUUCCCCAGAGCCCGGCGGGAGGGGAACCCUGAGGGUGGGGGCACUCUCAGGACACUAUAGUGUCAGGAAAACGAGUGUUUUCCUGGCACUAUAGUGGUCCUUUAAACAAUUGUAUCUCUUUCUUUGUAAAUUAAACUUUAAUCACAUACAGGAGGCUCUUUCAGGGUCUAGCAAGCUAUUAACAUAGCAGGGGAUAAGAAAAUCUAAAUUAAACAGAACUUGCAAUAAAGGAAGGAUAAACUUUAGAUGACUCUUUACAGGAAGUGUUUAGGAAGGCUGUGCAAGUCACAUGCAGGAAGGUGUGACUAGAGUUCAUAAACAAAGUGAUUUAACUCCUAAAUGGCAGAGAACUGAGCAGUGAGACUGCAGGGACAUGAUCUAUACACCAAAACUGCUUCAUUAAGCUAAAGUUGUUUUGGUGACUAUAGUGUCCCUUUAAGGCAAAUUCUUCAACUAAUUUCUUUUACCAGGGCAAAUUGUCUGUGAUAUAGGAGCAGGGAGUAAUUAAUGUCUGCAAGUUAGGAGCAAGAAGUAAUAUCUGAGAUAGGAGUAGGGAGUAGGAGUAGGGAGUAAUGGCUGCACAAUAGGAGUAGGUAUUUUGGGCUAAAGUCUGCAAUUGCAUGAUCAAUUCAUGUAAGACCAUGUAUGUCAUUUAAAGUUCAACAUUAUGCAGACUUAAGUAUUAUGCAUGUUGUGAAAUAGAAUGAACCCAGUUUACCACUUUGAGUGGUAGAUUACAAUGGUUUUAUUUGGUUACAUGGAAUGUGUAGGAACAUUGUAUAUUAAUAGAAGUAAUUUUGAUUAGGAGAGUUGUUAUGCCUGUAUCAAGUGCAUUGUAUAUAUUUUUUCAGCUCUGUGUUCCGAGGCUCAGCAGUCUGUGUCUACACAAUGAAUGAUGUACGAAGAUCAUUCUUGGGACCUUUUGCACACAAGGAGGGACCCGGCUACCAGUGGGUGUCUUACUCAGGACGAGUCCCCUAUCCUCGUCCUGGGAUGGUAAGUGAUUACAGGGAACCAACUAGGUGGACCGAGUGAUGAAUAAGAUAUAAAAUGAAGACUUGGAAGUAGCACUGAAAAUAGAGGAUGGGUAGAACUGGGUAGAAGUAAAAACAGUGUAGCUUAGAAAAGUCUUAAAACAAAUCACUAGUAGCUCCAGUAGCUAAUUAAAUAAUACCUGACCUCAGGUUAUUGGUGAUAAUUAGCUUGAGAAUUACGGUUUGUAUUUUUUAUUUAAAAAUAUUAAUGAUCCCCCAAAACUUAUUCGUUUGCCACUGCUCAAAAACUAGUGUAUUGUGUUUUGCAGAGAGUUAGGGUUGUUUUUGGCACAGGAAAACACUGCUGUCCCUGAGCUCAGCUUCCUGGAGUCAUGUCAAAGCAUACCUACAUCCAGUAAGAUCUCCCAGAUGAGUUAAUUUAUGAGUUCUUAGCAGUUGGUUACAAUGUGAGAUAUUGUUUUUAAUUCAGUCUCAAAUUAUGUAAUUGCUAACCUUGGUGUGGCAGCUGUUAUGGACAAAUGGUUUGCUGGGCAUUGUGCCAUACACACGCCAACUGUAGCUGCAAGAUUUUAGGGAUGUGUUAUAAUCAAAAACAAUAAAACUAGGAAAAAACUGUUUGGAUUUUUUUUUAAUUUAUUACUUUAUUUCUUUAAGUUAGAACCAUUCUCUUAUAAUUAAGUGGGAGAUCAGAAAUCAGGAGGGACAAGAAAUUCGCUCAAAAAUUUAAAUUUUUUUGUACUUACUUGCAGUGCCCUAGUAAGACAUACGGCAAUUUUGAAUCAACCAGGAAUUUCCCAGAUGAUGUCCUCCAGUUUGCUCGAAAUCACCCUCUGAUGCACUCUCCAGUGGUUCCUGGGUCGGGACGGCCUGUCUUUUUGCGCAGCCAUAGUGAUGUCGCUUUCACUAAACUCACAGUCGAUAGAGUAACAGCUACAGAUGGAGAGUACGACGUUAUGUUCAUGGGAACUGGUGAGCAAGAUCUGAGAGUUCAUAGCAAGAAAAUAAAUAAGGAAAGUAUGGGAAAAAGCAGGAGAUAUGUCAGAGGGAUUGAACAAGAUGGCAAAAGGCUGGAUUAUAGUAUCAACAUAAAGAACCUGCAGUCAAAUGGUCUCAUUCAACCUGUACAAACUUUAUAGUCUUUGAAAAUAUAUAUCACGUCCAAAAUACAAAGAAUAGUGCUGUCAUGAAGAUUCCAAGCAACAUACAUUUUUACAUUUAUAAAGGCAAAUUAUUUAUGUUCAGGUGAUUGCAGCCCCCUGGUUUCAUAUAUAUAUAUAUAUAUUAUAGAUACACACACAGUAUCUCACAAAAGUGAGUACACCCCUCACAUUUUUCAGAAUAUUUUAUUAUAUCACUCACCUUUGUUGCCAACGGUUUAGACAUUAAUGGCUGUGUGUUGAGUUAUUUUGAGGGGACAGAACAUUUACACUGUUAUACAACCUGUAAACAUACUACUUUACAUUGUAGUAGAGUGUCAUUUCUUCAGUGUUGUCACAUGAAAAGGUAUACUAAAAUAUUUACAAAAAUGUGAGGGGUGUACUCACUUUUGUUAGAUACUGUGUAUGUAUAUUUUAUUUAUAUAUAUAUAUAUAUAUAUAUUUUUUUUUAUAUAUAUAUAUAUAUAUAUAUAUAUAUAUAUAUAUAUAUAUAUAUAAUGGACUGUGUGGCAAUUCUGGAUAGGGCAUUAAGGAGGCUGCAACUAAACAUGCGGUGAGGAAGUCUUGGAUAUUUUUCAUAUAACUCUUAUGAAGGAGCAGGCACUAUUACUUAAAUAGCCAGAGUGGUCUGUAGAUGCUUUAUGAGGACCAGGGCUGUAAACGGUGUCUGAGUGAAGAAUUGUGGGGAAUGUUCUAUUUUACCCAGCUUAAAAGAACCACAACACUAACGACCACUGUCCGGGAUCUGUUAGAUUAAAAAACAAAUCUUAUUUCCUGAAAAACUAGUCAUUCGUGUGUACCUCCACUGGCAAGUAUAGAAAGUGAAUAGGAGUUUUGGUAUUGUUGAUGGACACAACAUUUGACUUUUUAAAUUCCCAUAUUUUGGGGGUUUGAAAUAAUGGUUGGCCAUUUGUUGAAACAGUGUUGCAUUAUACUAGUUGACUAUACCAAUUGGCUCACAUUAACCAUGUAUGGAGAGAUUGCAAUUUACUGCCUGUUGGUGACAGCUUUCCAGACCAGAUGUUACACAACUGUGUCCUUUUUAUCCGUCUCCCUAGAUAAGGGAUCUGUGCUGAAAGUUAUCUCCGUUCCCAAACAGAGUUGGAACCACGUUGAGGUAGUGGUCCUGGAAGAGCUGCAAGUCUUCAAGGUACUAAAGUAAUCUAAUCACAUAAGGGAGUCAAUGGCAUAAGGCCCUAGUUGAUGCUGGGUUAGAACCUCUAUGAGCGGGGAGGAGGAUUCUCUACUCUCCUCCUAUAAGUAUGCCUAAUUAUAUUUCCCUUUGUCUAACAAAAUUAUCACAUUUUGUAAAGCCCUUUAAAUAGGGCGGGGGCUAUAUAAGAACUGUUCAAUAAAUAGAAGAUAAUUGUUAUUCAACACUAAUAACCUAUGGGGUUAUAGUAAUAUUUGUCCUAAAACGUGAAGGCGUUUGAAAAGUAACCAAGAUUCUUUUUUUUAAAAAUGUAUUUACCUACUUUUUAUUUUAUCUUCUCUUUGUACUUCAAUUUCUUAUCCCCCCCACCAUUUCCCCAUGCAGGACUUGUCUCCUAUAACCAGCAUGCAGAUUUCAUCAAAGAGGGUAAGUAAAAACAUCAUAUAUACUAUUUUCAUAUUUGGUUUCAUUUUUCUUUUUUUGUGGAUCACCCCAGGCCUCUGCUUUCCCAAGCAGCAGAACUAUUAAAAAGAAAACGUAAAGGACCACUAUAGUCACCCAGACCACUUCAGCUCAAUGAAGUGGUCUGGGUGCCAGGUCCCCCAGGUUUUAAACCUUCAAAUGUAAACAUAGCAGUUUCAGAUAAAUUGCUAUGUUUACAUUGCAGGGUUAAUCCAGCCUCUAGUGGCUGUCUUCCUGACAGCCGCUAGAGGCGCUUCUGAGACAGUGAAUGCGAAAAGCACAUUCAGCGUGCAGAACGUCCAUAGCAAAGCUUUGAGAAAUGCUUUCCUGCGGGCUUUUUUAAUGCACAUUCCUGUCCACUCGGGAGCUGACCUUGGCGGGGGAGGAGAGGUCACCAGCGCCGAAGGAGCCAGGCGCUGGAUUAAAGUAAGUAGCUGAAGGGGUUCUAACCCCUUCAUCCCAGCGGGGGGGAGGAGGCCCUGAGGGUUAUAUAGUGUUUUCCUGACACUAUAUAGUAGUGAUCCUUUAAACCAAUUGGGUUUAGUAUCAUUCUAUGGCCAUAAAACAAAUUAAUCUGUCAACAAGGCAAAUAUCUAUGUUGUGUAUUUAAAACCCUAUGCAUUACUUAGUUUGCACCUAUUCCUGGAACAAUGUUGAAAACCUACUAUUUAGCUUAGCCUGUUUAUAUCUCAUAACUGAGUACAGUACUCCUUGUUGCCACCCAGAGGUGAUGGGAGUUGAACACUGGUCUAAUUUGUGUUUUUAUUUCCUUAGCAACAAUUAUAUGUUGGUUCUGAGAGUGGUAUCUCCCAGGUGCCUUUGCACCGCUGUGCUAUGUAUGGUAAAGCCUGCGCAGAAUGCUGUCUGGCAAGGGAUCCUUACUGCGCAUGGGAUGGAGUCAGCUGUACCCGCUAUCUGCCAAACACAAAGAGGUAAACAGCCAAUUAUUUACAGCCCACACAGGGAAACGUUAUGCUGUAUAAUGAAAUUACAAUCUGCUUUACACUCUUUUCUACAUUCUUCUACUAAAUCACUUUGUCCCCUUCACCUUUUUUAUUCUAAUACUUUUUUCUGCUUACUGAUUUCAGGAGAUCUCGGCGCCAGGAUGUCAGGAAUGGGGAUCCUAACACCCUAUGUUCAGGAGGUGAGUUCUGGGCCUUCACAUGAAAAAAAAUAUUCUAAAAAUUACCAUGGUGCAGGAUAGACUAUCCAAAAGGUACUACUACCCAACUGUACAUGAAGGUGCAAAAGGGGACCCUUAACAAGUUAGCAUAAAAUCCAAAGAAAAAUGCCCAGCAUAAAGCAAUGGGCGAAAUGAACUCCAGAUUUAUUGAGGUCCUCAUACUAAAUUGAACAAUAUUUUCAACCAAUAGAUAGGUCUUUCUCAAGUUCAACAUUUCACUUACUGCUUUGUUGUGGAUCGUUUUCUUUGGAUAUUGUGCACAAAAUACUCAAUAUGUAGAGUCAAAAACUCCCCAAGCAGCCUUGAAAAAAUAAAAACAUAUUGUAUUUCAUGUUUACAUUGAUUUUUAUGUAUUUUAUGCCAUUUCAUGGUUCCUUCAGUAGCAUCAUUGUUAAAUAAUUAAUGUUCCAAUUUGUGCUUCUAAUUUCUGAUUUCAGUCACAAGUGCCCUAUAACAUCUAUCCCUUCCUGCUCUUAAAAUUCAUAGUCGAGUCUCAUGUCACAGUUAGGACUUUGUAUAGUCUAAGUAUUGCAGACUAACAGAUCAUCUCCCUCGAAUAAAUCCAGGUUAGGACCCAAUGGUCAGGGUAAUCUGAUGCACAUUUUGGGUUCAACAUAAUGUGACAGUAUGUUUAUGUUAUUCGUGUAACUUGGGUAUUUUUAAGUAGCCUUACAAUAGAAAAAGAGAAUAUGUGUAUGCUGUUAUUUAUUAUGUUAUUUUAUAGAUUCUCUCUGUUUCAGUAGCAACCCAAUGAAAUAAUACAUGUUUUAGGUUCUGUGUUCCUUUUUUCCCCAUGUAUAGAGAGGGUUGUUAAGAUCAAUAGACAUGAAUUUUAUUCAAACCAUUAGAUCAAAGCUUGAGACAGCCAUCUUCACUAGUCUCCCUGGAUAUAUAAUUAAGUAUGUUCACUGUCGAACUGUAGCUAACAAGUGAUUUAUAUAAAAUGUGUGCAGCUUGAGCCUGAGUUCACUAUAUGCCCUGAAGCUUAGAGAUUUCCCAAAUUCCUGAGUUUCAUUCAAGAUGGGUCUUCACUGGCCUCAACACAGAUUCUUUUUAGAACAGUUUUUUUUGUACAACAUUCAAGAUCAGCAACUGGGGAAGUGUUCUUUUUAUGGACCUUGCAAGGGUUCAAAAAAAGAAUGAGUAGCCAAGGUGAUCAUUAUUUGAGUCUGACUAGGGUAUCUUUCAUGACAAGGGUUUAGGUAAGUUGCUUAAUAGCAUGGAUAUCCUGCCAGUCAACUAAAAAAGUUCAUCUUUUUUUUUUUUUUUAAACAUUCUUUAUUUGUUGUUUUUCAGUGUGGAAAAAAGUAAACAUUAGGGUACAGAAUUGAAGGAGGUUGGGGGUGGUACAGCCAAAAUAGUACAGGUGCACAGUAAUUUCCACACAUGUGUCUUUGUGUCUCAAGGCGUUGUGAAGGAGUUACUGUGUCGUGGUGUGGUCUGUUGGUUUGGCGUUUGUCGUGCAGUAGUGUGGGGUUCAGGGAACUCUGUCUUGGUCUCUUUCCCUUUGCACGGUUCGUUUGGUCGAACCUGUGUUGGUGGCCGUUUGAGGUUUGCGAUUUGUCUCGGUAACGGUUUUUGUGGUAGGGUGAGUUGCCCUCUUUCUGACUGUUUUUAUUGUCCUCGUUGCGUAUUGAUGGGCGCCCAUGGGUCUGGGUGGUCGGUUGGGGGGGGGGUUGAGGACCUAUGUACAAGGGUGGGGGUACCAUGGCGGGAUUCAGUUUCGGGUGACUGGUGGUCAUCCAGUAGUUCGGGUUGGGGUAGUGUUUCGUACUUUGAGUAUCAGUGCGUUGGUAUUUUGAUUGCUAUGUUAGAAUAGCGGGCCUAUUUGGUGAGAUGGAGGCUGUCUGUGUGCCCUUAUUGUAGGUGGGGUUCAGAUAGCCAGGGGUCCCAGAUUCUGUGGAAGUGCUUGGAGGUCUCAUGAAUAAUGGCUGAUAUCCUAUCCAUGUGUAUUGCUUCCCUGGUUUUGCGUAUGAUUGUUUGUAGUUCCCCAUACUUCGGCUAUUGCCCGUCUAGUCGCUAGGGCUAUCCUGUUUGUCAUUUUGUUUUGGGCUCUGGUCAGGUCCUCUCGUGGUCUGGAGAGGAGCCAAGUCCAGGGGUCUAAUGGUAUGGUGGUCUGGAGGAGUGUUGAGACUAGGGUAGCCACUUCUGCCCACAGUGGGGCCAAUUUAGGGCAAUGCCACCAUGUGUGUAUGUAUGUGCCCCUCUGCCCACAGUUUUUCCAGCAUAGGUCCGCGUCUGCCUUGCCCAUGUGGUACAACCGUACCGGGGUUAGGUACCAUCGGAGCAGUGUUUUGUACGCUUGCUCCUUAUGGUUAACGCAUAUGGAUAUGGAGGCUGUUGCCUCCCAGAUAUCUUGCCAAUCGGUGGGGUCGCCCGGGGGCCCCAGGUCCCUCUCCCAAGCCGCCACAUAUGCCAAUGCCCCCUUGGGUUGGUUGGUGAUAAGGAGUGUGUAAUUUUCCGUAAUUUGACCUUUGUGAAGUGGGUUGUGUAGGCAUGUCCUCUCAAACCGUGUGAAUGUGGUGGUGGCUGCUUUGGCGUUGUCGGGUUGCUCUAGGAAGCUUCGCAGUUGUAUGUAGCGAAAGAAGUCGUGGGUGGUAUACAGGGAGUGCAGAAUUAUUAGGCAAGUUGUAUUUUUGAGGAUUAAUUUUAUUAUUGAACAACAACCAUGUUCUCAAUGAACCCAAAAAACUCAUUAAUAUCAAAGCUGAAUAUUUUUGGAAGUAGUUUUUAGUUUGUUUUUAGUUAUAGCUAUGUUAGGGGGAUAUCUGUGUGUGCAGGUGACUAUUACUGUGCAUAAUUAUUAGGCAACUUAACAAAAAACAAAUAUAUACCCAUUUCAAUUAUUUAUUAUUACCAGUGAAACCAAUAUAACAUCUCAACAUUCACAAAUAUACAUUUCUGACAUUCAAAAACAAAACAAAAACAAAUCAGUGACCAAUAUAGCCACCUUUCUUUGCAAGGACACUCAAAAGCCUGCCAUCCAUGGAUUCUGUCAGUGUUUUGAUCUGUUCACCAUCAACAUUGCGUGCAGCAGCAACCACAGCCUCCCAGACACUGUUCAGAGAGGUGUACUGUUUUCCCUCCUUGUAAAUCUCACAUUUGAUGAUGGACCACAGGUUCUCAAUGGGGUUCAGAUCAGGUGAACAAGGAGGCCAUGUCAUUAGAUUUUCUUCUUUUAUACCCUUUCUUGCCAGCCACGCUGUGGAGUACUUGGACGCGUGUGAUGGAGCAUUGUCCUGCAUGAAAAUCAUGUUUUUCUUGAAGGAUGCAGACUUCUUCCUGUACCACUGCUUGAAGAAGGUGUCUUCCAGGAACUGGCAGUAGGACUGGGAGUUGAGCUUGACUCCAUCCUCAACCCGAAAAGGCCCCACAAGCUCAUCUUUGAUGAUACCAGCCCAAACCAGUACUCCACCUCCACCUUGCUGGCGUCUGAGUCGGACUGGAGCUCUCUGCCCUUUACCAAUCCAGCCACGGGCCCAUCCAUCUGGCCCAUCAAGACUCACUCUCAUUUCAUCAGUCCAUAAAACCUUAGAAAAAUCAGUCUUGAGAUAUUUCUUGGCCCAGUCUUGACGUUUCAGCUUGUGUGUCUUGUUCAGUGGUGGUCGUCUUUCAGCCUUUCUUACCUUGGCCAUGUCUCUGAGUAUUGCACACCUUGUGCUUUUGGGCACUCCAGUGAUGUUGCAGCUCUGAAAUAUGGCCAAACUGGUGGCAAGUGGCAUCGUGGCAGCUGCACGCUUGACUUUUCUCAGUUCAUGGGCAGUUAUUUUGCGCCUUGGUUUUUCCACACGCUUCUUGCGACCCUGUUGACUAUUUUGAAUGAAACGCUUGAUUGUUCGAUGAUCACGCUUCAGAAGCUUUGCAAUUUUAAGAGUGCUGCAUCCCUCUGCAAGAUAUCUCACUAUUUUUGACUUUUCUGAGCCUGUCAAGUCCUUCUUUUGACCCAUUUUGCCAAAGGAAAGGAAGUUGCCUAAUAAUUAUGCACACCUGAUAUAGGGUGUUGAUGUCAUUAGACCACACCCCUUCUCAUUACAGAGAUGCACAUCACCUAAUAUGCUUAAUUGGUAGUAGGCUUUCGAGCCUAUACAGCUUGGAGUAAGACAACAUGCAUACAGAGGAUGAUGUGGUCAAAAUACUCAUUUGCCUAAUAAUUCUGCACUCCCUGUAUGUUGCCUGCGUGUUAGGAAGGUCAUUGUAUGGGGUUAUUCGAGUUCCCGUGUAGAAGUGGUGCAGUCUGGACAGGUCGUUUUGUUCAUAGUGUGCAAAGUCUUUGGGUGUUAACCCUGGGGGGAAUGCUCUGUUGCGUAGUAUUGGCGUCAGUGGUGUCAGGUUGUUUAUGAUGGGGAAUUUCCUGGUAGUUUUGUCCCACAUGUCUAUUGAGUUGGUGAUUGAUGGGGGCAGUGGUGGUGGUAGGGGGCGUGAUUUCUUUGGUACCCAUAUGUAGAGGGAUGGAAGGUCGCGUCCAAAUAGGUCAUGUUCUAAGUCCGCCCAUCGUUUGAUCCCCUGUGGGGUGUGCCAGUUUUGGAUCUGUGUGAGUUGUGCGGCGUAGUAGUAGUUUUGGAAGUGGGGUAGUCCCAGUCCUCCCAUCCUAUUGGGGAUGUACAUGGUGCUCCUUUUAAUUCUGGGUCUUUUUUUAGCCCAGAUAAAGUUAUCAAUUAAUUUUUGGACAUAUUUUGCGUCCGUUGUGGGGAGUGGGAAGGGGAGGGUUUGGAAUAAGUAGAGGAAGCGGGGUAGGAGGUUCAUUUUUACUGAUGCUAUGCGGCCUAGCCAUGAUAGUGAUAGGUCUUGCCAUCUUUUGAGAUCGUCUGUUGCUUUCUGUAUCAUUGGGGUGUAGUUCAGGGCGUAUGUGCGGUGUAGUGCUGCUGGUAGCUGUUUUCCUAGGUAUGGGAUGUGGGAUGUGUUGUAGCGAAACCUAUAUGUUUCUUGUAGUGUCUCCUUCGUGUCUUGGUCGAUAUUUAUGCUAAGUGCCUCUGUCUUGUCCAGGUUUAGUUUAUAUCCUGAGGCUGCUGAGUAUUCUUUCACCAAUUGUAGGAGUGGUGGGAGGGAGGUGAGGGGUUCAGUUAGUGUUAGGAGCAGGUCAUCGGCGUACGCAGCCACCUUGUAGGUUUGGGAGCGUACUGUAAUGCCCGUGAUGGUGGCGGUGGUGCGUAUGAGGUGUAGUAGUGGUUCCAAUGAGAGGGCGAAAAGGAUCGGGGACAGUGGACAGCCCUGUCUCGUUCCGUUGCGUAUAGGGAAGUGGGGGGGUUGCGCGUUUGGGAUGAGUAAUUUUGCUUUUGGAAUAGAGUAGAUCGUUUUGAGGGCUGUCGUGAAUGGUGUAGGAAAUUGGAGUUUCUCUAAGGUGGCGAAGAGGAAGGGCCAUAGUAGUCUGUCAAAUGCCAUCUCGGCGUCAAGGGAUAGUAGGAGGGUGGGGAUGUUACGGUGAUUGGCUACCCAUAUGAGGUCUAAGGUCCGUCUGGUGUUGUCACUUGCUUGUCUUGCUGGGACGAAUCCGACUUGGUCGGCGUGGAUUGUCGAUGGGAUGUAGGGGAGCAGUCUGUUGGCGAGGAUUUUGGUGAAGAUUUUAAUGUCUACGUUUAGUAGGGAGAUGGGUCUGUAGUGACCUGGUUCCGUGUGCGGUUUGCCGGGUUUGGGUAGUAGGCAAAUGUUUGCCUCCAGCAUGUCCUCGGGCAUCUGGUCUCCAGUCAUGAGCGAGUUAUAUAGCUUUGUCAUGUAGGAUAGCAGGUUGUCUGUGAAUGUUUUGUAGUAGGUGCCCGAGUAUCCGUCCGGGCCUGGGCUUUUGUUGGGUUUCGUGGUGCCUAUUACUCUCCUAACCUCCUCCUCUGUGAUUUCUGUCGAGAGGUAUGUUUGGGCCUCCGUCGUGAGUGUCGGUUAGUGGGCCUUUGUUAGGAGGGUUUGUAUAUUGUCGUGUAGGGGGCCGUCGUCUUGGCGGUGUUGAGGGGAGUGGUCGUAUAGGUCAGUGAAAUACUUCUGGAAGGUCUCGGCGAUUUUGCUGGGGAUGUCGGUUGGUUGGCCUGUGGGGGUAUGGAUGGUGGUAAUUUGCUUGGCUUGCUGGCGUUUGCGUAGCCUUCGGGCCAGUAGUGUGUCUGCUUUGUUUGAUUUCUCAUAGAACAUUUGUUUUGUCCAUUGUAAAGCUUUAGUGGCGUCUUUCGCCAUGGCCUGUUUGAGGGCCUGGCACUGGUGGUGCAGUUGCGUUGUGAGGUCUUGUGUGGGGGUUAGUUUGUGUUGUGCUUCGAGUUGUCUGAUCUGGUCCAAUAGGGAUGUUAUGUGGGCUAUGUGUUUCUUUUUAUGUGCCGUGGCUAUGCUGAUCAGGGAUCCUCUGAGCACUGUUUUGUGGGCUGCCCAAAGUACCGCGUGUGAUUGCACCGAGUCUUUGUUGGUGUCGAAGUAUUGGGUGAGUUCUGUCUUCAGUUGGGCAAUUAUUUGGGGGUCGUGGAGUAGUAUGGGGUUGAGCCUCCAGGUCCAAGGUCUUGAGAUUUGUGGUGGUUGGAGUUGUAGUGUGAUGUCUGCGUGGUCUGACCAAGUGAUGUUGCCUAUGGCGGAGUUUGUGACGUGGGGGAUUAGGGAUGGUGAGAUGAGAAAGAGGUCAAUGCGGGAGUAGGUGUGGUGGGGGUGCGAGUAGAACGUGUAGUCGCGGUCUGUUGGGUGUUGAGAUCUCCAUAUGUCUAUGAGGCCCGUUUGGGUUAUAAAGUCGGCCAACAAUUUGUCCGAUCUGGAGGGAUGGGUGGGUUGCUGGGUGUGGGGGGAGUAUCGUUGUCUGUCUAUGGAUGGGGAGAUUGUGGCGUUGAAGUCCCCCCCUAUUAUUCUUUGGUGGCUAGGAUGUUGGCUGAGGUGAGCUUGUAUUGUCUGCCAAAAUUGUGGGUCUGGAAUCGUCGGUGCAUAUAUGGAGGUCAGAGCUAUUUUUGUGGGCCCGAUUGUGCCUGUUGCUGUUAUGUAUCGCCCUUGUGGGUCUUUGUGGACGUCUUUAAGGUGUAUGGGGCAGUUUUUUUCCAAUAAGAUUGCCACCCCAUUAUGUUUGCCUGUGUUUGAGUUGGCGAGGUGGCAGGUUUGGUAGUGACGGCUUAGGAGAGGGAACGGGCGUGAGUGAGCGUAGUGUGUUUCUUGGAGAAAGACCACGUCUGCCCCUGACCUGUUGGCCCAGCGCAUGACCUGGUGGCGUUUCGAGGGGUGGUUGAGCCCUUUGCAGUUAAUGGAUAUGCAUGUUACCUUAGCUGGCAUUGUGGUGUGAGGGGUACUGCGGUGUCGAUUGUGCCUUGGUCCUGCCCCUUGUGUUGUGGGUGGAGGCUUGGGGUUUUUGCGUCAGGUAUCUUCCCGAUUUGGAUGUGGUUCUAAGGUCUUGUGUCCCGCCAUGGUACUCUUCGGGGGUGAACUGUGGGUACAAAGAAAAAAAACAGUGAACAUAUUUACAACUUCCUGGACUUAUUGUCUGUGCCAGGUUCGAGUCUAACGGCGUGUUGGGUAUGUCCCUUAUUUGGGACCCCGGUGCCCUGGUGUUAACUUGGGGCGUGGUGGGGGUAAGUCCUGAGAUGCAUCCCGAUCCAGGUGUGUGAGAAUUUCCACUGGGCAAUUGUAAGUUGGGUGUGGUGUUACAGUUGGUUACAAUUCUGUCUGGGAGGAUUGGUGGCUCCCGUGGGUUGGGGCGCCCGUCUGAGGGAGGGGUGUCUGUAUGGUCCCUCGGGCUGGGGUUCCUGAUGUCAAUGUCGGGGUCAGGGCGGUCCCGGUUGUCCUGUGUCCCUGGUGUUUGGUCAUUGGAUGCCCUCCCACCCUUAUUCCCCAAGUUGUUCCAGUGGGGUGGUGUGUGGCUAGUUGUCUGGGGUUCAGGUGGUUCAGUGUGGGUUUUUCCUAUAGUCCCCGCUCGUUCCCGCUUGCUUCCUCCCUCCUCCCGUCUCCCCCUGGUUUUGCCCGCGGAGUUGGCUUGGCGUUCCCCCUGCUCCCCUUCCCCCCGCUGUCUAGUCCCCUUGGUUGUGGGUGUUUUACCCCUUUUCUAAUAUGUGCCGUGCACAAUUGUAUAGCUCUCUUACAGUUAACAUGCAAGUAAACAAAUAGAUAUUAGUGGCACGUAUGACCAGUGUCUCUACGGAUAAAGAAUAUAAAGGAUAUAUUAUGGUUUGUUGAAUAGGUGCAGUCUCUGCUUUUUGUCUUGCUCUUUGUUGAAUCCGUCGUUUCGGAGAGCCUUGUAGGUCUGCUCCUGGGAUGUCUGGGUUCAGAGUCGGUGCGGUGGAGUCAGGUCAUUCUUGUUCCAGUGCCUGGCGUUGCUUUUGGACUGUUCCCCGCAUGGCGGUGUCUUUGCGGUGAUGGUUUUUCCCACAGUGAUUGUAGUGGUGGGGGUCGUCUCCGUGCGGUGGUGGUAGUGGUAUCUGGUCUUGUCGUCGGUAGAUGUAGGCCCAGUUUGGAGGCAAAAGCUUGCUGUUUGUCUCUGCGGACGAGGAGUUUGAAGGGGUGCCCCCACCUGUAGGCGAUACCUGUUUGGGUUAGUGCCAUUGUGAGCGGUUUCAGCUCUCGACGCUUGGCUAGCGUGGUGGGUGCUAGGUCCUGGUAGAAUGCCAGCGUGGCGGCGUCUAGUUUUGGCGGGCUUUUUCUAGUUGCCUCCAUGAGUGCUUCCUUGAUAGAGUAGUAGUGAAGCCUCACUAUCACAUCUCUGGGUGCUGUGUGGUCUUGGCUGGGGGGCUUCAGGGCCCUAUGGGUUCUGUCCAUGGUUAGCUCUUGUGGGGUUUUCUCAGGUAAGAGGGUCAGAAAUAACUCUUGCAGCGUGGAGUGUAGUAUCUCUCCGGUGAUGGUUUCUGGGAGGCCUCUGAUCCUGAUGUUGUUUCUUCUGGAUCUAUUGUUGAGGUCUUCCAGUCCGUUUUCCAGUGUUUCUAUGCGUGAUUGCAGAGUUGAAAUGGUGUCUGCCUGGGCGGUCACUGUGUCCAUAAUGUCGUCCACUCUUUGCUCCACUUGCCCUGUCCGCUCCCCCGGUUCUGUAAUGUCUGUGCUGACUCCGGAGCUGGGGGCUCACUGUGCUCCGAGUCAGAGUUUUCGGCGCCACGUGGGUAAGAUGGCGCCGGGUCUCCUUGCGCUCGGAAGUGUGAGGCGACCGACGGCUGUGAGUCCCGGUUUUUCAGGCUGCCGCCCAUUGCUGUGGGGUACCCGGUGGGUGAGUGGGCUAGUUGGUGGGGAUUGCCGCGCUGCCAGUGCGCUUUGAGUAGCUCUUGUGUGCCUGGGUCUCGGGAGCUAUCGGCUUACGCAGCCAUCUUGGUUCCCGUUCAGGCCAAAAGUUCAUCUUUUUUUAAAAUCUAACAUAUCAGCUUAUGUAAACGUCAAGUAUUUAUUGGUUUGCAUGUAAAUUAACCUUUUGGUAUUGUACAAUGCAGAGCAACAGAGGUUCAGCGUGCAAGAGAAACGUCUUUUUGGGGUUGAAGGAAGCAGUGUUUUCCUUGAGUGCCAACCCAAAUCCCUGAGGGCUCAGGUGACCUGGACACAUCAAAAGGGACCAGACACCCCCAGAAAGGAGGUAAUUAACGUUAAAAUCAGUACAAUAAAUAAAGUAAAGUAUUUAUGAAAUGGGUCAAGAAAAAGACUCCCAUUACACCUUUAUAGUUAUGCCUAUUGAAUUCUUACUAAGCCAGUUAAAAUUAUAGAUGUUUCCCCAGUAGGUGCUCUGAAAUCCAAUAUCUUUGACAAUUCUGUAUUGCAAAACACAGUUGAAAGGAACUGUCAUUAUCACCCAACAAACGAGAUCUUGAGACAUUGAUCUAGGAAUAUGUAUAUAUAUGGAAGAUUAGGUAUUGGUUUGCAAUAGUCUUCACGUAGAUCUGUUUAAUAAAACAUAUAAAUUAUUUCUGCACAAUUCAAUAGUAACACAGCAAGAGGAUCUCUAACUACAAGCUGCUGUCAGUUUGGCUCAUUGCACUAGAUAGCUAGCUAGAUUAGUCUUUAUCUGGGACAGUGCAGGUGCCCUUGAAGGCACAGACUAGCUACAGGGUUACCUGGUGACUGUUCUACCUGAUCUGUGUCAAAUCAGCUAUCUAGUAUUUCAGUAAAGUUUCAGCCUUUCACUUAAUUUCUCUUUUUAGUUAAUCUUUUCUCAAUUUAGUUGACAUGCCCUCUUUUUUUUUGUUGUGACAAUUCUCUAUAGGUUGUCUGUUAUAUUGCAAUAUUUCACCCUCAAGAGAUAUUGGAGACAAGUAUUGUCACUUUAGGCACUGCUUUGAAACCUAUUGGCUAUUUUACAUACACUGUUUUUAGCACAAUGCUAUUACUGAGAUCGUUCAGAUAGCAAAGUGCUACAUGGUAUCUAACUUCUGCUAACACUCCAGAUAGCACCCUGAUGCAUUGUAUACCAUUCUGUAUACUGCUCAUAGUGUGAUCUAUUUUAGUAUAAUAAAGCAGUAAAAAUUAAGUUUUAUUCCUAGCAGCUGCACUUUGACUCACUGAGUGCUGGACUGUAAGGAACGAUUAUUGUGGUAUGCACCCACUGGAAGUGCAGACCACAUGCUCCUUGCCCUGUCCUCUCCCAUCCCCUGUAGUUUACCUGCAGUAUGGCCAACGUCAGAAAAAUAAUCUGCCUUGCUGCACUAGGAAUUGCAUGUCCCAGACGUCGAACGAAAGGAAUGAAUAAUAUCUGUAUAUCAGACCCUUAUUAAAGCUUGAGUCAUCCUAUAUUUGUAAUGUAGAUUAUAAAUCAUGAUGGCUCUCUCUCACUAUCUAUGUUAGACAUACUUCUAGGUUGGAUAGUUACACUCUGCCUUUAAAUUCCUCAGGUGCAGUUUGAUGACAGAGUUAUCCAGAUAGAUCGUGGAAUUCUCCUGCGUAGCGUCUUGCGUAGAGAUGGUGGAACCUUCAUAUGCCACUCUUCAGAGCAUGGAUUCACUCAGACUUUGCUACGUCUCCAUCUAGAGAUCAUCCCCACCUCUCGUGCCGAGGAAUCAUCAGGGACUCAUCGUCACCAUCCGCAUCGCUGGUAUCAAGACUUCAUGCGCCUUGUUCAACAACCAGGCUCUGCAGAACAGAUGUGCGAGGAGCUAUGGAUCCGCAAGGGUCGAGCCUUACACCCACCAGGUCCUCAAGGAUCCCCACAGCUUACAGGCUUACAGGAAUCCAGCAUUCGACCUCUCCCGCCUCUCAGUGUUAAGGCCAAAGCCCAAAAAUGGAAGCACCUAGAGGACAAGAAAAAGGUGCGCAGUCGCCGAACUCACGACGCUCAGAGGGCAGAUCGGGGCCCACGGAGUGCCCCAAGUUAG